Linderina pennispora is the source of this 1130-nucleotide messenger RNA. Its product is annotated as kinase-like protein. NCBI's taxonomy places the organism in Eukaryota, Fungi, Kickxellomycota, Kickxellomycetes, Kickxellales, Kickxellaceae. The record is from RefSeq and is a predicted model, not a curated record. The transcript has 3 exons. The coding region runs from base 14 to 1069 and encodes 351 amino acids. Gene Ontology annotation, biological process: regulation of mRNA processing; spliceosomal complex assembly; protein phosphorylation. Gene Ontology annotation, molecular function: ATP binding; protein kinase activity.
CCGCCAUGUGUGCAUGGUGUUUGAGGUCCUCGGCGAGAACCUGCUGUCGCUGCUGCGCAAUGCCCGGCGCUAUGGUAAUCUGCGCGAUGCUUUCAGCACUGUCAAGAAGGACACGGGGGCAGACACGCACGGCAGCCAUCAUAGCUCUGCGUCGUCAUCACACAGCGCCCACGACGAUAGCGCCGACCACAGGCGUGAGGGUUUGCCGGUUUCAUUGGUCAAGCAGAUUGCGCGCCAGAUAAUCGCCGGCUUGGCCUACCUGCACGGCCAAUGCAACAUGAUCCACACUGAUCUCAAGCCCGAGAAUGUUCUGGUGUGCAUCGAAAACGUCGAGGAGAACGACAAUAUCGAGCACGCGGCCAACCGGGCGCACACCAAGACGACCAGUGACGAGUCGCUUGUGCAAGCCAGCCGCAGCGUCGCAAACUCCCGUGCGCCCAGCCCUUCUGGAGACGCCGCCCCACAGCAGUCGGCUGGGAUGGAUGUGGACAGUCUCUCGGGAUCUGCAGCAAAGCUCACCCAGUCGCUCGAGAAGGACAUGAACGGGAUUUCGCUUGCCAGCAGUUCUGACCCCUCAGCUUCGUCGCAGGCUGGCAAGUCGUCGUCGUCGCCGAGCCGUAGCCACGGCCUCAAGGACAUCCAGACACGCCAGUACCGAUCCCCCGAGGUUAUCAUCGGGACACGGUGGGACGAGACUGCUGAUAUGUGGUCGUGCGCCUGCUUAAUAUUCGAGCUUCUUACUGGCGACUACCUGUUCGAGCCGCACUCGGGUGGCCGGUACUCCAAGGACGAAGACCACAUUGCGCAGAUCAUCGAGACCAUAGGCGUAUUCCCCAAGAAGUUUGCGCUGUCCGGAAAAUACUCCAACGAGCUGUUUAACAGGCGAGGUGAGCUGCGCCAUAUCCGGCGGUUGCAUCCGUUCCCGCUCAGCGACCUGCUGCAUGACGAGUACAGAUUCUCAACGAAGGACUCGAGGGAGAUUGCCGAUUUUUUGAUGCCCAUGCUGGAAAUCAAUCCGGUGCGGAGGAGCCUGGCUAAGGAUAUGCUCAAGCAGAAGUGGCUGCAGUAAGCUGCCAGAGCAGCUUUUAUUCUUAGAUCCCCUUCUGAUUACCUCCAUAUAUACAACGGUG